GCCUGCGUCACUCCUAUGGUAAUCGGUGUCUCUCAGUGACCUCCAUAGGUGAGGAGGGUUUCUUUGAUGUCUAAAGACCUACAGUUCCCAGACAGGAAAUGUGCAUAAUGCCUUCAGGGCGUUCAGCGCCCGCACUCACUAAGCAUGCAUGUCUCACAGCCUAAGUAGCCACAGCGCCUGCAUUCCCACAGUGACGGCAGGCACAGCAGAUGCCGCCACCCUUGCUUAUCUGGCUGCGCUGUUCACUCUGAUACAAACUUCUACAGUCACCUCAUGGAUUUAUUUUCUCUCCAUGAUAAAGCCCGGACCGUGAAGAUGUCAUCAUGCCAUCAGGGGCAGCACGAGCCAAGUUCUUGGGGCUGUUGAGGAUUUCUUUGCCUGCCCCCCUCUUGGAGAUGUGUAUCAGGAAAAGGCUUUGCCUUUAGAGAAAAAUCUUAUUGCUCUGGACAAUAAUGUGUAGCAAUAUUAAAUUUAAUGGCAGACCUUGAAGUGUAUAAAAACUUAAGUCCAGAAAAAGUUGAAAGAUGCAUGAGCGUAAUGCAAUCUGGGACACAGAUGAUCAAGCUGAAGCGAGGCAGCAAAGGGCUCGUUCGCCUCUUUUACCUGGAUGAGCACCGGACCCGCCUCCGAUGGCGACCCUCUCGGAAGAGUGAGAAGGCAAAAAUACUUAUUGACUCCAUCUACAAAGUCACCGAGGGCAGGCAGUCCGAAAUAUUCCACAGACAGGCUGAGGGGAACUUUGAUCCCAGUUGCUGCUUCACCAUCUACCAUGGUAACCACAUGGAGUCCCUGGACCUCGUCACCUCCAACCCAGAGGAGGCACGCACCUGGAUCACAGGUCUCAAGUACCUGAUGGCUGGCAUCAGUGAUGAGGACUCCCUUGCCAAGAGGCAGAGGACCCACGACCAAUGGGUGAAGCAGACCUUUGAGGAGGCUGACAAGAAUGGCGAUGGCUUAUUGAAUAUUGAAGAGAUUCAUCAGCUGAUGCACAAACUAAAUGUCAAUCUGCCCCGAAGAAAAGUCAGGCAAAUGUUUCAGGAAGCCGACACAGAUGAGAAUCAGGGGACCCUGACAUUUGAGGAAUUCUGUGUCUUCUACAAGAUGAUGUCUUUGAGACGAGACCUUUAUCUGCUGCUCUUGAACUACAGUGACAAGAAAGACCACCUGACCGUGGAGGAGCUGGCUCAGUUUCUCAAGGUGGAGCAAAAGAUGAGUAAUGUGACCAUCGACUACUGUCUUGACAUCAUAAAGAAGUUCGAAGUUUCUGAAGAAAAUAAAGUGAAAAAUGUCCUCGGUAUUGAAGGCUUCACGAAUUUCAUGCGUAGUCCUGCUUGUGACGUGUUUAACCCUCUGCACCACGAAGUGUACCAAGACAUGGACCAGCCGCUCUGCAACUACUACAUUGCGUCCUCGCACAACACGUACCUGACGGGGGACCAGCUCCUCUCUCAGUCCAAAGUGGACAUGUAUGCACGCGUGCUUCAGGAGGGCUGUCGAUGUGUGGAAGUUGACUGCUGGGAUGGCCCAGAUGGAGAGCCAGUGGUCCGCCAUGGUUAUACUCUUACUUCAAAAAUUCUCUUCAGAGACGUUGUGGAGACCAUUAACAAGCACGCAUUCGUGAAGAAUGAGUUUCCAGUUAUCCUGUCUAUUGAGAACCACUGCAGUCUUCAGCAGCAGAGGAAGAUCGCUCAGUACCUGAAAGGAAUAUUCCAGGACAAACUGGACCUGUCAUCCGUGGACACAGGAGAGUGCAGGCAACUUCCAAGCCCCCAGAGUCUGAAAGGCAAAAUCCUAGUGAAGGGCAAGAAGUUGCCUUACCACCUCGGGGAUGAUGCAGAGGAAGGAGAAGUCUCUGAUGAGGACAGUGCGGAUGAAAUUGAAGAUGAGUGCAAGUUCAAGCUACAUUAUAGUAAUGGGACCACUGAGCACCAGGUAGAAUCCUUCAUACGGAAAAAACUGGAAUCAUUGCUGAGGGAGUCUCAGAUCCGAGACAAAGAAGACCCCGACAGUUUCACAGUGAGGGCUUUGCUCAAGGCCACGCAUGAAGGCUUAAACGCACACCUGAAGCAGAGCCUGGACGUGAAGGAAAGUGGAAAGAAGUCCCACGGACGAUCUCUGAUGACCAACUUUGGGAGACACAAGAAAACUACAAAAUCACGUUCUAAAUCCUAUAGCACUGACGACGAGGAAGAUAUAUUUCCAAAUCCUGGCAAGGAGGGAGGCCAGCUGUACAGGCUGGGCCGCCGAAGAAGAACCAUGAAACUCUGCAGAGAGCUCUCGGAUUUGGUGGUAUACACAAACUCGGUGGCAGCCCAGGACAUCGUGGAUGAUGGGACCACGGGGAAUGUGUUGUCCUUCAGCGAAACAAGAGCACACCAAGUGGUUCAGCAGAAGUCAGAGCAAUUCAUGAUCUACAACCAAAAACAGCUCACAAGGAUCUACCCCUCUGCCUACCGCAUCGAUUCCAGCAACUUCAACCCUCUGCCCUACUGGAAUGCAGGCUGCCAGCUGGUGGCUCUGAACUACCAGUCGGAAGGACGAAUGAUGCAGUUAAAUCGGGCAAAGUUCAAGGCGAAUGGCAACUGCGGCUACAUUCUCAAGCCCCAGCAAAUGUGCAAAGGUACUUUCAACCCUUUCUCUGGUGAUCCGCUUCCUGCCAACCCCAAAAAACAGCUCAUACUGAAAGUGAUCAGCGGGCAGCAACUUCCCAAGCCUCCCGACUCCAUGUUUGGAGACCGAGGCGAGAUCAUCGACCCCUUCGUUGAAGUUGAGAUCAUCGGACUGCCUGUGGACUGUUGCAAGGAUCAAACGCGUGUGGUGGAUGACAAUGGAUUUAACCCUGUGUGGGAAGAAACCCUCACAUUUACAGUCCACAUGCCAGAAAUAGCUCUAGUUCGGUUCCUUGUGUGGGAUCAUGAUCCUAUUGGAAGAGACUUUGUGGGACAAAGGACCGUGACCUUCAGCAGCCUAGUACCUGGCUACCGGCAUGUCUAUUUGGAAGGACUCACAGAAGCAUCCAUUUUUGUUCACAUAACAAUCAAUGAGAUCUUUGGAAAGUGGAGCCCUUUAAUCCUCAACCCCAGUUACACCAUAUUACACUUUCUAGGAGCUACAAAGAAUAGACAGCUCCAAGGUCUGAAGGGACUGUUCAAUAAGAACCCCAGGCACAGUUCUUCGGAAAACAACCCCCAUUACAUUCGCAAGCGGUCAAUCGGGGAUAGAAUUCUGCGACGGACAGCCAGUGCUCCGGCCAAAGGCAGGAAAAAGAGCAAAGUGGGCUUCCAGGAAAUGGUCGAAAUAAAAGAUUCUGUCUCUGAGGCCACGAGAGACCAAGACGGCGUCCUUAGGAGGACCACGCGGAGUCUGCAAGUACGCCCUGUCUCUAUGCCUGUUGACAAGAGUCUUCUGGGGGCUUUGUCACUGCCUGUAUCUGGAGCAGCAAAAGACACGGAUGGAAAGGAAAACUCCCAGGCAGAGCACCAGGAUGCUGGAAGAGAGGAGGAGGCAACUAUAAAAGACCCACAGUUUUCAAAUUUCAGCAAAAAGUUAUCCUUCUCCUCCAGUGCGCUCCUCCACAAAGAUGCCAACCAAAGGCACGGCAGCGUUUCAGCUGCCAACUUGUCCAUCCCAGAACAGUGUGGAGGACCGGGUCCAAAGGGUAGGAGAACCAAACCAAAUGCGACAAAUAAUUGCCCGGAAAACGAUUGUCCCCCCAAAUUCCUCUCCCCAAGGAAGCUUUUGGCACUUGACCAUGAAACUAAGAGACCCCAGGAUCUCUCUGGGAUGAAGACCAAUGAAAAGGGGCAUACCGAGGGCUUAGGGGAAGGGAAAGGCAUGUUGUCCGAAAGUCUGCUUUCUCCAAGCGCUCUGGAGAUGGAGAACCUGGAAGGCAGCAGGACCAAGGUCCGAGGUGCAACAACAUCCUUUUCUCUCUCCGAUGUCUCCGCCCUCUGCUCCGACGCCCCCGAUUUGCAUUCAACCGCUAUUCUUCAGGAGACCGAAGAAGUUUCCAAUCUCAUUGAGGAUGUCACUUUGACAAAUGAGAACGAGCCGGGCAGCUCCAUUUCAGCGCUGAUUGGCCAGUUUGAAGAGAGCGACCACGGGGCCGCUCACCUCGCUGCGGGUUCUCGUCUUUGCAUGGAUGCGAGGACGCCAUCGGGAGGUGCUCCUUCGCCCGUCCUACUGGGCCUGCAAACACCCUUCCAGCAUGGCUUUUCCCAGGGGAGACCCCAGGCCCCCCUCUCGUGCUCAUCUCCCGCGCUGAUCAAGGUCUCUAGCGCGGAGACCACCAGACCUGCAAAUAACGUCGUUGCUCGUGGAAUGGUUGGCUCUCCCAUCUCUAAACCCAAGCCGGGCCAUGGCCCUUCUUCUGAUAAAACCGAGGCGAGGGGCACGGAAGGCAACUUACCCGGGUCCCUGGAUGCUUCUCCUGAUCACUUUCCCAAAAGCCCCACCCACGGGAAGGACCAGAGACAAGCGACUGAAUGGAACCUGGAAGACGUCAUCACAGACCCUGCUUUCUGUGUCAAUUCCGCAGACAGCAGCCUUGUGGACAUUGACGGAGACUCCGAAAACCUGUCUCUCACAGCCUGUGGCGACGACGACGCGGGAGGGACUCUGGGUCAACUUGUGUCUCCACUAAAGCCGAAGCACAGCCCCGAGAUGGUGGAGCCCAUGCAGAGAGGCUUGAGGAAUGGCUACUGUAAAGAGACACUCCUCCCCGCUGCCCCUGCAAUACUCAACACUCUUCAAGGUGUCAAACACCAGAGUGUCUCUCGUGUAGCCUAUCAGGGUGCUGGCUUUGUGUGUGACAACAACCCCUUCUCGAGUUCAGAUGCAAACACGAACCAAACCUGUGGGCCCCGGCAGCCUAGGCUUGCAGAGAUGCAUGCCCCGACCCCCACGCAUUCCGCACACGCCCCCCACUUGGUUGCCCUGAAACUGCCAAGCCCUUGCAAAUCCAAAAGUCUGGGGGACUUAACGUCAGAGGACAUUGCCUGCAACUUUGAAAGCAAGUACCAGUGCAUCAGUCGGAGUUUUGUGACCAAAGGCGUCAGGGACAAGAGUGUGGCUCGGAAGACCGGGGAUCCACUAGAGCCCUCAGACGCCCUCACCGAGCAGCUCCGAAAGCUGGUGUCCUUCGACCAGGAAGACGGCUGUCAGGUGCUGCAUUCCAAGCAGGACGUCAGUCAGUGUCCCAGGGCGGCGUUGGUCAGAAAGCUGUCGUCGAGAAGUCAGAGCCGAGUCCGCAACAUCGCCAGCCGUGCCAAGGAGAAGCAGGAAGCCGGCAAGCAAAAGCCGGUGACCCACAGCACCAGAGGAGGGGUGGUUCUCAGAAGUAAGCCUCCCUCCCCGGCUGUGGCCGUGAACCGACACUCCACCGGCUCCUACAUUGCAAGCUACCUGAGGAACGUGAAAGCCGGCGGCCUGGAGGGCAGAGGCAUCCCAGAGGGAGCAGCAUGCGCCCUUCGGUAUGGCUACGUGGACCAGUUCUGCUCAGACAGUUCAGUGCUGCAGACCGAGCCGAGCGGCGAAGAUAAACCAGAAAUUUAUUUUCUUUUGAGGCUAUGAAUUAUUCAAAAAAAAAAAAAAAAGCAAAAGCAAGCAAGCAAAGCUGCAUUUUCAUUGUUUACACGAUGAUGCUCUUCUCCUAGGACGUUAGAGUUUUUCCUACUGUCAGUGAAUAUAACAUUUGGCUUUGAGAUGGUUUUUAAAUGUAUUCUUUUGGACAUGUUACUUUGGUCUCCCUUUGACUUCAUGUGUUCUCUUAACUUCAUGCGUUUGUAUAAUACAGGUUCUGUGACAUUUUCCAGGAACCCACGCUCUGUUUCCCUCAAGGUAUCGUAAACUGUGUCAGUAUGAAAUGUGUGCAUGCCGUUGAUGUGAAACUUCUCAGCAGUUUGGGUCACAGCGUGUGCAUGUUGCACAAAACAAAACAAAACGCUCUUUAACUUGUCCUUGGGUCUCAGUCCCAGAGGUUGUCGUAAUUUUACUCGCUGAGUGUUGAGCUCAUUAAGAUUAGACUUUCCAAAUAUGAAGGAAUGGAUUCUUUAUUUGAAGCUACAUUCUCCGUGUGAAUUGAAAGACCCAGAUUCAAUUUUAUAACUCAUUUAAAAGAAGUGUUCAAAAUAGUUAACUUGUCCUUUAUGGUUUCGUCACCCCACCCAAAGUGGGAAUUCCAUGAAGAUGGACGGCAUCUCUCCAUCCCCAAACCCCUUUUAGAAUAGGUUGUAAGGAAGAAAGUGAACUUCCGUAUAUAAGGACAAAAUGGUUUUACAUAAAUUUUGUUACACACUUUUGCUAAACGGCUUUGUAUGUAACAAGAAUCCAGUUGCCAAGCUGUCUGUCAUACUUUUGAAGUAUGUUUCGAAGUAUCUCUGAUAUAAUAGAUUGCAAAUAAUGGCUUUCAGAAUGAGAGACUUUUUAGCCAGGCAUGGUGGUUCACAACCUUUGAUCCCAGCAGAGGCAGAUGUAUCUCUGAGUUUGAGGCCAAGCAUGAUCUAUGUGGUAAGACCCAGGUCAACCACAUGUACAUAGUAAGACCCUGUCUUGAAAGAAAGGCAGGAAGGAAGGAAGAAGAAAGAAAAAAAGGAAGGACAGAGAAAGACCUUACAUUAGACUUAAAACUCAGAGUAGUACAAACAGAAAAUUGCCCCAAAGAUUUCAAGAGGAAAAAAAAGUUAUUUUCUCAUAAUCCAAGUAAAUAGAUAAUUAAAAGAAACCUUUUUUCCCUUUAGGGAACCAAGUAACUAUAUUUUAGUACCGGCAUAUAUUAUUUUCAUUGUGAAUCCAUUUUGUAUUGCAUGUUCAGGUGUCAUUUGCUUUUUGUACCAUGAAUUACAAUGACGUUCCUCCUGGACUUCAUAAAAAUAUGAUUAAAACAGGUUUUUGGA
Molecule: messenger RNA, 6893 nt
Organism: Mesocricetus auratus (golden hamster)
Lineage: Eukaryota; Metazoa; Chordata; Mammalia; Rodentia; Cricetidae
Gene: Plch1
Product: phospholipase C eta 1
Exons: 23
Coding region: 475-5571 (1698 amino acids)
Biological process (GO): lipid metabolic process; phosphatidylinositol-mediated signaling
Molecular function (GO): calcium ion binding; phosphatidylinositol-4,5-bisphosphate phospholipase C activity
Source: RefSeq, a predicted model, not a curated record